Messenger RNA from Verticillium nonalfalfae, 2106 nucleotides. RefSeq names its product meiotic recombination (gene MRE11). The record is from RefSeq and is a predicted model, not a curated record. Gene Ontology annotation, biological process: telomere maintenance; double-strand break repair via nonhomologous end joining; mitotic intra-S DNA damage checkpoint signaling. The coding region runs from base 1 to 2106 and encodes 701 amino acids. Gene Ontology annotation, cellular component: Mre11 complex; nucleus. NCBI's taxonomy places the organism in Eukaryota, Fungi, Ascomycota, Sordariomycetes, Glomerellales, Plectosphaerellaceae. Gene Ontology annotation, molecular function: DNA endonuclease activity; manganese ion binding; 3'-5'-DNA exonuclease activity. The transcript has 4 exons.
AUGUCCGAAUUCACUGAGGCAGACACGAUUCGGAUCCUCGUUGCGACGGACAAUCAUGUCGGCUAUGAAGAGCGAGACCCGAUCCGCAAGGACGACAGUUGGAGGACGUUUGACGAGAUCAUGGAGAUGGCAAAGAAGGAAGAUGUCGACAUGGUCCUCCUGGGAGGCGACCUCUUCCACGACAAUAAACCGUCUCGAAAGUCCAUGUACCAGGUCAUGCGCACCCUCCGAAGAAACUGCCUCGGCAUGAAGCCUUGCGAGCUCGAAUUCCUGAGUGACGCAAACGAAGUCUUCGAAGGCGCGUUCCCCCACGUCAACUACGAAGACCCCGACAUCAACAUAUCCAUCCCCGUCUUCUCGAUUCACGGCAACCACGACGACCCCAGCGGCGACGGCCACUUCUGCUCUCUCGACCUUUUGCAGGUCGCCGGCCUGGUCAACUAUUUCGGACGCAUCGCCGAGGCCGACAACAUCGAGGCGAAGCCGGUGCUGCUGCAAAAGGGGCAGACGAAACUGGCUCUCUACGGCCUCAGCAACGUCCGCGACGAGCGCAUGUUCAGGACCUUCCGCGAUCACAAGGUCAAGUGGUUCCGACCUAAUGUUCAACAGACUGACUGGUUCAACCUCUUGACCGUCCACCAGAACCAUCACGCCCACACCGCCACAUCCUACCUGCCCGAGAAUGUACUGCCUGACUUUAUGGACCUGGUCGUCUGGGGCCACGAGCACGAAUGCCUCAUCGACCCCUCACAGAAUCCCGAAACGGGGUUCCACGUCAUGCAACCAGGCUCUUCCGUGGCCACCUCCCUGGUCGCUGGAGAGGCUGUGCCCAAGCAUGUUGCUGUCGUCAGCAUCACGGGCAAGGACUUCCAGAUCAAAAAACUGCCUCUGAAGACGGUCCGCCCUUUUGUCACCAAGGACAUUGUCUUGGCCACGGACAAGAGAUUCAAGGGCGUGGACAAGAUGAAGGACAAUCGCCAAGAGUUGACAAAGCGGCUGAUGAAGGUCGUGGACGACAUGAUCGAGCAGGCCAACGCCGACUGGCUCGCCAUUCAGGACGAGGAGGAGGAUGCGGAGGAAGCUCCGCUGCUUCCACUGAUUCGCCUCAAAGUCGAGUACACAGCACCCGAAGGCGGCCAGUACGACUGCGAGAACCCGCAGCGCUUCUCCAACCGCUUUGUCGGCAAGGUGGCCAAUACCAACGACGUCGUCUACUUCCAUCGCAAAAAGACGACGGCAUCGCGAGGCAAACAGACGGCCGAACUGCCAGAAGGCAUCGAUGAGAAUUUGGGCCUCGAUACGGUCAAGGUGGAAGCGCUCGUGCAGGAGUUCCUCGCUGCACAGUCGCUCAAGAUCCUUCCUCAGGCGCCCUUUGGCGAUGCAGUGAACCAGUUCGUCAACAAGGACGACAAGCAUGCAAUGGAGAGCUUUGUCAGCGACUCACUGGCCAGCCAAGUGAAGCAGAUGCUGAACCUGGACUCGGAUGACGAGGAUCUCGACAGCGCCAUGGAGAAGAUCAGAGCAACUAUGGACAGCAAGUUCUCCAAGGGCCUCCUGAAGAUGGCGUCACGGCGGACCUACAAGGCGAAGCCCGAGGAAUGGGACUCGGACUUGGACGGCCACUGGGAGGAUCAGCCGGAGGCUCUCGAGGUGACACCGGCGGGACCCGGACGCGCGCCCGUGCGAGGGCAAGACGAGGACGCCAUGGAGCUCUCGGAAGAGGAGGCGCCCGUGAAGAAAGCACCAGCGAAAAGGGGCGCGGCCAAGACGGCCAAGACUCCUGCGGCGAAGAAGGCCCCGACGAAGAAGGCACCAGCCAAAAAAGCGCCUGCUCGAGGUCGAGGCAAGAAGGCGGCCAGCGAGGACGAGGACGAGGACGAGGACGUGGUGAUGGACGAUGACCCUUUCGCCGAUGAUCCCGCGCCUCAGCCCAAGCGAGCGCAGCGCUCGCAGCCUGCAAGGGCGCCUGCCAAGGGACGGCAGACCAAGCUCAACUUCUCGCAAGCGGCCGCGUCACAGAAAGCGGUUGAGAUCAGUGAUGAUGAGAUAUCGGGGGAUGACGACUUUGAGCCGGCGCCACCCACGACGCGGUCCCGUCGAAGGUGA